AUGGGCUUUUCUAAAAAUGAUUUAACACAACACGUGAGGGCACACGAAGUCGACGCUUACAAUCUGGCAUUGAAGACAUUGAGUGAUCUUAAACGCCAGCCGUCGGCACCUGUUGUCAAACUGUCGGUCAAAAAAUACAUAAAGCGCUGCCAAUGGCCCGGAUGUCAGUAUAUGGGACGCAAUCUGAGUAAUCAUAAACGGGUUCACAACAAAGUGAGGCCACACGCGUGCGAUUGGCCACAAUGUGGUCAACGGUUUAACACUAAAAGUGGGCUCAAAAUCCACACAAAUAGACACAACAAUAUUAAGCCAUUUGCGUGUGAUUUACCCGAUUGUGGCCAACGGUUUGUCACUAAAUCCAAACUCAAUGUUCACACUAAUAGGCACAACAACGUCCGGCCAUUCGGCUGUGAUUGGCCCGAAUGUGGCAAACGGUUUACCACUAAAGCUCUGCUUAGAUAUCACGUGAAUAUUCACAAUAACGUGAAGCCAUACGCGUGUGAUUGGCCCGCGUGUGAGUACAGAACCGCGUCUCGUCCUAAUGUUUGGGUACAUACACUACAGGCUCACAAAAUGUCUGGACACAAAUGGGUCGACAACGGGACGAUACAAUACCCGUGCGAUUGGCCUGAAUGUGGUAAACAGUUUAGUCAUAAGCAAACACUCCGGUAUCACAUGAAUGUCCACAAAAAUGUUAAGCCCUAUGCAUGCGAUUGGCCUGAAUGUGAGUACAGGUCAGGCAAUCCGAAUAGUCUUACUAUCCAUAAGUAUGUGCACACCGGCGGCGGCGCCCAUAAAAAUAAGAAACUGUUCGCGUGUUUAUGGCCUGAAUGUGGUAAACAGUUUGCCUCCAAACCGACGCUCACUGACCACAUGAAUGUCCACAACAACGUCAAGCCGUAUGCCUGCGAUUGGCCUGAAUGUGGGUUUAGGACACACUAUGCGCCUAAUAUUCGGCUCCAUAAAAGACAUGUCCACAAAAUAUAA
This is a messenger RNA of Medioppia subpectinata, 987 nucleotides long. NCBI's taxonomy places the organism in Eukaryota, Metazoa, Arthropoda, Arachnida, Sarcoptiformes, Oppiidae. The record is from the annotation of a GenBank genome assembly.